UUCAAUCCUUCUUUCACUACUUUACAAAACCCUCAUUUUCUACGCAUUCAGCUGAAGCAAGGAUUGAAGUUGCUCUGAGCUUUCUCAUGGAGUCCGAAGAACUUCCCGCUGUUGCGCCGAAAAAACCUAACCUUACACCUAAGGCUAUAAUACACCAAAAAUUUGGCAACAAGGCCUGCUACAUUGUAGAGGAAGUGAAGGAGGAUAAUCAAAAUGAAUGUCCAGGAUUAAGUGUUCCACAGAUGAAACCCUGCCUUUAUCGUUGCACAUUGCAGCUUCCAGAACUUUCUGUUGUGUCGGGGACCUUUGCGAAAAAGAAGGACGCAGAGCAAUCUGCAGCAAAGAUGGCCAUAGAGAAGCUUGGCAUCCGUCCAGUGACCAGUGAUCUCACUCCUCAGGAAGCAGAGGAAAGUUUAGUUGCUCGAGUCGCCUACUUAUUUUCUGAAAAAUUUUUUAUAUCUGAUCAUCCACUCAGUAGUCACAUUCGAGCAACUUUGUGGAGGAAAGGUGACCUUUGCGGAGCAGUUCCUAUUUCUGUUAUUGCUGCCUAUGAUGCCAAGCUUUUUAGCUUGUGCAAAUGUAUUAAUCCUGAGGUGGAGUCAAAUCCAAUUUUGGUUAUUUCGUGCAUAAUGAGGGCCACUACAAAGUUACAUGGGAUUCCUGCUACUUCUCAGCAGCAUCUCUGGAUUAGAAAGCAGAGUCCAUAUCCACAAGAUAUUAUGGAGUCAAUAAUUAGAGAAGAUGGUUCACAAGAAUGCAUUCGGUUUUCUGCGAUACGCAUUCCUAGUUCAGUGGAAAAACCUAUUGAAUCAGUGAUGCUUUGUAUUUCUUCAAAAGAGUACUACCUUGAUAUCAUUGCAAACGAACUUGGUUUCGAAGAUGCCGCCAAUGUUCUGAUUUCAAGGAAUUUGGGUAAAGCUUCCUCUGAGACAAGAUUGUUCUUUACUGCUCCAAAAUCAUAUCUACUGGAUCCAUCUUCUAAAUUGCCAAAUGGAAAAGCAACCCUUCAUUUUCAGGAAUCUGUAAAUGUAAGGGCAAGUUACUUGUCUGGGCAAAAUAUAAUUGGUAAUGCAAUAUUAGCAUCCAUUGCGUAUACAUGGAAAUCUAGAGAUCUUUUCUACGAGGAUGUAACAGUUCGGUCAUAUUACAGGAUGCUUAUUGGGAAGACCCCAGGGGGCAUUUACAAAUCAUCCAGAGAGGCAAUACUUGCUGCGGAGUUACCUUCAAGAUUCAACACAAGAGCAAACUGGAGGGGUGCCCUUCCCAGGGAUAUACUUUGUAUGUUUUGCCGCCAGCAUCGUCUGUCUGAACCUCUUUUUUCUCCUUUUGAAGUAUUAUCUGAAUCAUCAGGAUCAUGUUUGAAGGUUGCAAACUCAGGCAUAGAUGUGAUUGAAUGUGUUGAUGGGGCCUCUGUAACUGCAAGUCCAAAGCAAUCAGAUUCAGAGGGGUUUAAAUGUGAAAUAAAAUUACUUUCUAGGUGUGAGGAUUUAAUACUUUUGUGUUCCCCCACAGAUUAUUUUAAGAAGCAGAACGAUGCCAUUCAUAAUGCUUCAUUGAAACUUCUAUCAUGGUUGAACCAAUCUCUUAAGAAUAUAAUUGUUCCUCUAGAGAAGCUUUAUGAGACUGCAGAGAAUUUCAAUAUCCAGAUUUGUUCCAAAAUCCUUUUCAGGGAGAUUUUAGCUGGUCAAUCAAUUCACAAUUGUCAGCUUAAUGUGAUUGAAUGCAAUAGAUUACUUGAAUCAAACUGUAUGAAUUCAUCAUAUGACAUGUCUGGAAAUGGGGUGUGCUCGUUAAAGAUUGAAGGUCCAGACUCUGGUGUCUGUCCGUGUAAUGGAUCUUUACCUUGUAUACGUUAUUCAGUUUCUUUGGUUGUGGAGGGUGAGAAUAUGAAAGAAUUUAUUGAAGUUUGUAAUGAGUUUGAGUUUGAGGUGGGAGUUGGUGCUGUGAUUCCCUAUGUUGAGGAGGUUGUGAUGCAGAUGUCUGUUGGCCAGUAUGCUUACUUCACUACGAACUUACUCACUCCUGAGUUGAUUUUUGCUUCAGCUGGUGAUUCAGUCAAAAUGCUGUCCUUGUUAUCUUCUGUGGCUUUAUAUUCUUGUUUUUCAGAAGCAUGCUGCAUGGAGUAUGAAAUACAUUUAACCAAGGUUGCAGCACCUUUGGAGGAAAGAAUGGAGCAGGCUCUUUUCAGCCCUCCACUUUCAAAGCAGCGGGUGGAAUUUGCAGUGCGACACAUUGUAGAAUCCCAUGCUACUACUUUGCUUGAUUUUGGAUGUGGAUCUGGAAGCUUGUUGGAAGCAUUGUUGAAUUAUCCAAUUUCUCUAGAGAAAAUUGCUGGUGUUGAUAUCUCACAGAAGGGUCUUACCCGUGCUGCAAAGUUACUUAAUUCAAAAUUAGGCUCAAAUUCAGAUGCUGGUGUGGGAUCAACAAGCAUAAAAUCAGUAAUUCUUUAUGAAGGUUCAAUUACAAAUUUUGGUUCCGGGCUACAUGGAUUUGAUAUUGGCACUUGUUUAGAGGUGAUUGAACACAUGGAUGAAGAUCAAGCGUGUCUAUUUGGGGAUGUGGCAUUAGGUUUAUUCUGUCCAAGGAUUCUCAUUGUUUCUACACCAAAUUUUGAAUAUAAUAUAGUGCUCCAGCGUUCGAAUCCUCCAACCCAAGGACAAGAGGAAUCAGACGAGAAAACCCUCUUACAAUCAUGUAAGUUUCGCAACCAUGACCACAAAUUUGAGUGGACCAGAGAGCAGUUCAGACAAUGGGCAUCUGACUUAGCUACGAGGCACAAUUACAAUGUGGAGUUCAGUGGGGUUGGUGGUUCUGCUGAUGUUGAACCCGGUUUUGCUUCCCAGAUUGCUGUGUUUAAAAGGGAAUGGAGACUUGAAGAUGACCUACUGAAGCGUGCUGAUACAGAACACCAAUAUAAUGUAAUAUGGGAAUGGAAUAGUAGAAACAAAUGAUUUGCUUUUUCGGAAGAAAAAAAAAAAUGACUAUUCAGUACAGUUUUUUGAGGUGCUGAUGACUAACUGCUGGGUUUUUUUUGAAAGAAGACAGACAAAAUAGAAUUGAUUAUAGGAUAGAUAGUAUGUUUAGAUAGGGCAUCGAUUUGCUUUGAUCAUGUCGUAUGACUUCUGAAUCUUGAUAAUCCCUUAUGAAGUCUGAAAUUGAUUGCUAGUAAGAAAUAUUGGGGAUGAGAUUAA
Gastrolobium bilobum is the source of this 3191-nucleotide messenger RNA. RefSeq names its product small RNA 2'-O-methyltransferase. The transcript is spliced from 10 exons. Gene Ontology annotation, molecular function: RNA methyltransferase activity; S-adenosylmethionine-dependent methyltransferase activity; O-methyltransferase activity. NCBI's taxonomy places the organism in Eukaryota, Viridiplantae, Streptophyta, Magnoliopsida, Fabales, Fabaceae. The record is from RefSeq and is a predicted model, not a curated record. Bases 87 to 2951 code for a protein of 954 amino acids. Gene Ontology annotation, cellular component: nucleus; cytoplasm. Gene Ontology annotation, biological process: RNA methylation; piRNA processing; siRNA processing.